This is a messenger RNA of Angiostrongylus costaricensis, 780 nucleotides long. The record is from the annotation of a GenBank genome assembly. Lineage: Eukaryota; Metazoa; Nematoda; Chromadorea; Rhabditida; Metastrongylidae.
AUGAACGCCGUUGACUACAAGUUGAACGAUCAUGUUUCACGCAUAACUUUAGGUGGAGUGUGUACUAGAAUUAUCUGUCUGCGUGCUGAAUUCUUUAGUAAUGUCUUCCCUAGCUCCGCUUUGAUCGAUGCUAUCACGGAAUAUGCUAUCCAGCAGCAGAUGUGUAUGUUUAUGAAGAACACGGUGCAAUGUCGCCUACGAGAACAUCAGGAAGCGCCGCCGUCCACCAGUGAGCCUAGGUCGGUAAAUGGCGUCGUGGCAUCGUUGAUUCGAAGCAUCGAAGCUAAUCGCUACACUGUGCCCGACACACCUGCUCAUGUGAGACUCAACGGUUCCGGAGGACAGGACGCAACCACACAAACGUCCCCGUUCUCGAUUUCUCGCUCGUCGUCGUUCGACUGGAUUAAUGAGCCAGCGGAGGUUGGGCUACGUGACCUGGCGACACCACUUGGCACACCUCGCUCGGAGCUACCAGCGCAACUGUCGGCAGUCUCUAAGCAAGCGGAAUCAUCUUCUGAAACGGAUGACGCGGACAGAGAAGUGGCAGAAAUGACGCAGAAUGUUGAUCGGUCGAACAGAACUCACUCAGACCUUACGGUCAUCGAGAACGAGGAUCACAAUGCGGAUUUAUGUAAAUGUAAAAGGGAAUCGCCUAUACAAGAAGUUCUCUUGAAGAUACACAACGGUCUGCUUGUUUCGCCGAUAUAUUCGUCUCCGCAAGUGCUACAAGAGAUCAGGUAUAUCGUACCUGAACUCAUGCAGUCACCGUCCGUGCCGUAA